Messenger RNA from Zerene cesonia (dogface butterfly), 5599 nucleotides. Its product is annotated as zinc finger Y-chromosomal protein-like. Gene Ontology annotation, molecular function: DNA-binding transcription factor activity, RNA polymerase II-specific; RNA polymerase II cis-regulatory region sequence-specific DNA binding. Lineage: Eukaryota; Metazoa; Arthropoda; Insecta; Lepidoptera; Pieridae. The transcript has 2 exons. Bases 307 to 1683 code for a protein of 458 amino acids. Gene Ontology annotation, biological process: regulation of DNA-templated transcription. The record is from RefSeq and is a predicted model, not a curated record.
GUCAAUUGUCAAACACUUUUUUACGUGCUGAUAGAAUUAAUGUAAUUUGCUUAAAAAAUAAAUAAUAAUUCAUUAAAAUAACUGUUAAAUAUGUUAUAAAUUCUAUUUUACUUAAAUAUUGUACAUAGUUAUAUGUUAAAAGUGUCUUGCGCGAUAUGUUCGAAAAGAAAUAAUGCCCUCGGGACAGUAGUCUUUUUAUCAUGAAAUCCAAUAAAAUUUUGUUGUGCUCAACAAAAUGAUCGAAUUAUGACGUGUUGUAGUGCAUUUUAAGGACAUUAUCUCGGUAUUGAAGAAAUAACAAACAAAAUGGAGGGUCAGCUGCCGAUGUACGACGCGGACGGGCAGGGCGUCUCCUUCGAUCCGAAGUACGCGGAGCAAUAUCAAGCGCUCAAAAUGGAGGAGCAGCAGUACGCUCAAAUGGACCCCCAGGGCUACGGCGAUCAGAAAAUGGGCGAGCUCCCCGGGCCGGUGGAGCCGAAAAUCGAGCCGGAACCCGGCAAACCCAUCCGCUUCAUCAGCGUCAACAGCUCCGAGCUCACUGAGGAGCAGCGCGCGAUGUACGAGUCCGUGCUGUCCACCUGGAAGCCCAUCAUGUUCCCCAAACAGAUGAAGAGAUACAUAUGCGAGAAGUGCAACAAGGAAUUCAAGAACUACCAGAACCUGUACCUGCACACCACGCGGGUGCACUCGUCCGAGGAGUCUGCCGUGCUGUGCGACAUAUGCGACAAGUCGUUCAAGAACAAACACUACCUCUACAUGCAUCGCAUGAACAAGCACUACUCGGAGACGGAGAAGUGCUACUGCCAGUUCUGCCUGCAGGAGUUCCGGACGCGGCGCGCGCUGCACAUGCACGUGAAGCGCUUCCACCCGAGCACCCUGCCCGAGAUCAAGUGCCACGAGUGCGGCAAGGAGUUCAGCGUGCCCUACAAGCUGCGCUACCACAUCGAGGCGUGCCACAACCAGGACAAGAACAAGUUCAAGUGCCACAUCUGCCAGAAGUUCUACAAGAGCCACUUGAACCUCAACAGGCACCUCCACUUCCAGCACUCGCAGGUGGAGCGGCACCCGUGCGUGUUCUGCUCGAUGACGUUCAAGUCGCGCCACCACAUGAAGCGGCACAUCCUCAACAUCCACCCGCCGCUCGAGUCCAAGGUGCAGUGUCCGGAGUGCCUCAAGGAGUUCAAGAACGACCAGUACCUGAAGGAGCACAUGCAGGUGCACUCCUCGCUGGACACGAAGGUGAAGUGCGACCUGUGCGACAAGUUCUUCCAUUCGGCGGUGCGUCUGAAGAAGCACAAGAAGAUUGUGCACCCGGACAAGCCGAAGAUACGCUGCGAGAAAUGCGACAAGGAGUUCGCGCACGCGCACUACCUGCGCCGCCACAACAACUCGGUGCACAUGGAGCUGGACGAGAGCCAGUACGAGCACGAGUGCGACCAGUGCGGCAAGAAGUUCAAGAUCAAGCGCUACCUGAACAACCACCUGCAGCGGCACGAGCAGCAGCACCUGAAGCGCAUAUCGCAAAUGGUGAAGACGGUCAUGGACGACGGCCAAGAGAAGGUCGCCAAGAAGAGGGGCAGGCCGCGGAGGGCCAAGGAGGUGAGGAAGGAGAUUGAGUUCGUCAAGUGCGAGCCGGUCAGCUCUGAAGAGGAGACUGAGGAGAGCGAAUCGGAUUCCGAAUGAGCUAUCAGCUACGGUCCGCAGUCGGUCAACGCAGAUCGACUAGUGGGGGGGGCGGGGGUCGAGCCCCAUUAGAUUAAUAUCCGGUCUUUAUAUCCAAUCCCUGGAUAUAUUAACGAAUAAAGCUAACGACGGUUCUGAUGAUGUUUAUGGGAAUAUAUGAGGAAUUCGAUGUGAACGGCUGGUCGUUUAAUAGUUUCGAAGUGGUACAUUUUUAACGCGUUUUUAAAUUACUUUCAAUGAAUUCUACACCGAUGUAGAUUAGAAUAGAUUCCGUUUUAAUUAAGUGUCAAGGUGGGCGUGGCCUUUUGCCCGCAACGUGUCGGAAUUUUUUGGAUUCAGCGAGUAAGACAGGUGUUCGUGGCCUGACAUGUAGGUAUAUAGUGUUUUCUUGUAUUUGAAACGCGAUUUACUCAUUAAUAUAGUUCACUAAUGUUCGAAAAGUCGGAUUAAAUAAUAUAUUGAAUAAAUCGCAGUUUAAAAUCCGCCAAAAAGUCUUAAAUUUCGAAAUGUUGGUACUUCACAUAAUUGUCUCUAAACAAAUGAAUCGGCAAGAAAACAUGUGAAACACGUCAUAUCUGUUUAGUAUAUUUGCUAAUCGUUAAUAUCGUUUCAUUACUUUAAUAACAUUUAGGAACAUCUAGCAUUUUCUCUAUAUAUUGCGUCUAUUUUUGUUUCUAGCGCAGAAUCUUUUUCCAUAAACUAUAAAACACCUAAAUAACUAUCGUUUGUAUCGCUCUGUCUCUUUCAUGAAAUUUUAAAACUUGUUCCAAAUUCAAAUUGAAUGAAAGCUUUUAGAAUUGUCUUCGACUCAACAAAACCUAAAAGAGAUAGACAUAGUUUGAAAACACAAGCCAUCCCUUUCGCACUUAGCGAGAGGUUGCGCGACAGAAAGAAACGGGCAUAGAAUCGUUUCGUAUUUCGAAUUGUUAAUUCAAUUUCGUUUUAAAACAUCGCGAGUAAAUUUUACUAUUUUUGAAUAUGUAAUAUUCUGGAACAUUUAAGCUUAUGUUACUACAUUAUAAUUUUAUAAAUGUAAAUAUUAAUUAUAUUAUAAAAAUAUAGUGUGUAUGUGAAACUUUUGUUAAAUACGUAUGUAUUUAGAGAGAAAAACCAUUCUUUUUAUGAUUUUUCGGUUUUUCUAAAGCGAUUAUUUGAUAUAGAGAACACAUUUGGUAACAUCUUAUGAGGGAUCAUUAUAAGGGCCAUUGGGGUUAUUAGAGUUUUUUUAAAAUGUUCAAUUUUAAAUGUAUUUAAAGCAAGAUGUACUUUAGAUUUUGUGUUAUUAAAUAAAAGAUUCUAUUUUCGGCAACGUGAUUAUAUUUAAUAUAUACAGGGUUUAUUUCAAUUGGUUUUUUUUUUUUGUUUAGGACAUUUUCGGAAAACAGAUAAUUUUUGUUUUAUUUGAUGAUAUACAUUAUCUUCACACAGAAAAACUAUUUAAUGGAUAAAAUUUAAAAACUAUCUUAUGCUUCAUCAAUUCAAUUUCAUUUAUUAUGCUUUAUUUGAUAAAAUACAGUGUAUAAAGAUAAAACACAAGACUAUAUGGUCUAGUUUCACAACUGGCUGAUAGAGUCGCUGAUAGCUUAUUAUUCAUCAAUUUACCUACAGACACGCUGAACAGAACUAAUCCAGCGUCCAGAAAUCAUGAAAUUUGUUAAAUAUAUAUAACAUUGCGAUAUAACGCAACAUAGAACGGGACCGCUCCGAAAUUUAUUACAAGUUUAGAAUUUAAAACGCAAUAAAGAAAGGUGUGGAAAACUUAAAACGUUCGAUUUUGCAAGUAACUCCGUCAGCGCAAUCCAUGUCUGUAUGGCAUAAUACGUUUAUCUAAAUAUAAUGUAGUGUGGUAAUACGAAUAUUGAAUAAAUGAAAUCUCAGACUUUAAUUCAACAAUGUGCCUGUAUACAUAAUAAUAAUAAACGUUAAUUAUAGAAUUCCGAAUUACAGCGUCAUCGCUUGUAUAUCUCGUCCAGAAACGAAAUAGAGAAACAUACUCUCACUCUGUGUAAUUCCAUAAGUGAGAAAGAGAUGCAAGUAGGGUGACAUUCGACAGACGACGUAAUAGUAUGUUAUUCCAUAUUUAAAAAAGCGCGCGAUAUUCGAUAUUUUCGUGGCAGCGCAUCGUAACGAAAGUUUAGCCGUAAACAAGUCUGAGGUUUUAUUUAUAAUAUUGUAUCGAUAUUUGCUAAGGUAAAAUAUUUCGCAUUGUUACAUUUAUACACUAUUGUUCCCUAAUAUUUUUUAAAUAUUUGUACAUAAUUUAGAUUUUAUUAGUGAAAUGCAUUGUCAUGUUCGAUAUAACAGACGGUAUCUACAUAAAGUUUUCAUAUUUAGAACUUAAAUAUUGUAGAAUAAAAAGGUUUCGGCCAAUGUUUACCAUAGACACGAUGUUUUUUUUUUUCACAAAUAAGGCGGUGUUUAAAGGACUUUUUGUUAAAUUGUUGAAUUACUACAGAAUAUGUUUUGUACACAUAUUAAUGAAUACAUUUUUUUUCAAGAUUCCAAUUAUAGUCAUCACGCGGUAAGUCCACUAGGUACUAACAUACAGUACCGUUUACUCGGCUUUUGUAACUUCAAAAAGUAUCGUCUGAAAUAACAUAUUGUAUAUAAUAUUGACAUCGGAUACACCAAAAUGUUAUUUUGUUUUUGGUUAUUUUAAAGCGAAAAACAAUACGUAUAACGUCAUAAUAAUUAAAAUGACAUUCUCAUACGCGUGAAAUGUCAUUAUAUCUGUGGAUAGUGGGAAAUAUAGUGAUACAAGGAUUUUUUGGCGCGUGGCGAUAUUCAGAACUAAUGCCAUCAAAUAAAACGUUAAUUUAUACGUUGUGUUCCCUAUUCUCAAUAAUUUACUUUUACUUUUCCCAUUACAAUAACUACAAACUGCCUAUAUGAUUCAACAAUAAUCGCGACGUCCACGUUCACUCACUACACCUUCUGAAGACAAAUAAGUUAUAAAAAAAUAACAGAUUCACGGCUGCGUUCUGAAUUUAUCUGAAACAAUUGUUUUGCAUCGACAAAUCCUAUUUCAAUACCUACGCUCCUCUGGCAGUGACGUCCAAGCGCCGAAAGAUCCUUGUAGAUAAACCUAUAUUCGUUAAAAAGUAAUUAUAUCUUGAAUAAUUUGAUAGCUCACUCUUGUUUAUUUUUUAUGUAUGUUGGCUGUUCGAUUUUUAUUUUAUUGUUGGGCACGACAAUCGCAGUUGUGGUCCUGGUGAUUUCUUAGUCUCGGAAUGUUCGAUAAAUUGCUAAAACAUCUGAUAUCUAACGAAAAUAAACUAGAAAUCGGACGGUUAAAUCACAGAAUCGUUUACUUAAAUCAAAUUUAAUAAUAAUUACAUCAAGUAAAAUGUAUACUGUAUAAAUAAUAAAUGGGAGAGUAUUUCAUAAUGCCCGCGAAGGAAACGAGUCUGUUUUAAGUGUCGAAUCUUAAACCUGACCAAUACCGCCAUAGGUAAUCUUUUUUACAUAGUAUCGAUCAAAAACUUUGUUAUCAUUGUAGAUACGCGGGUAUUACGAAAGAUGUCCCUAUACUUAACUUUUUAAUUAUACCACAGCGUUUUAAAUGUACAAAUGAUAAUGAAAUUUUCAUGGCAAUUACGUUUUCCAAUAUUUUGUAUUUAAAGUUUACACACUGUCGGUGUUUCAGUCAUUUUUUUAGUUGAAGCGUGUAAAGUGAGCACGGUUUAAAAUUUCAAAAUGAUUUUUUAUCUGUGGCUUAUGUCAGUGUCAUUUGAAAGGCGCGUAUGCGGGUUAAUUUAUAAUUAUUUAAAUUUAAUGAUUGGCGGUAAAACAAUGACUCCAACACCAUGGUGUUUAUUUUAUUAUUUUAUAUUUGAAAUUACGUAUAGUUGUAAGGUUUUAAAUUUUGUAAAUAAAGAGUUUUAUUAUUGUGCAAAUAAACGGUUAUUUGAAGCAA